This is a messenger RNA of Cucurbita moschata (crookneck pumpkin), 1088 nucleotides long. RefSeq names its product ethylene-responsive transcription factor ERF110-like. Lineage: Eukaryota; Viridiplantae; Streptophyta; Magnoliopsida; Cucurbitales; Cucurbitaceae. Gene Ontology annotation, biological process: regulation of DNA-templated transcription; ethylene-activated signaling pathway. The transcript has 2 exons. Gene Ontology annotation, molecular function: DNA binding; DNA-binding transcription factor activity. The coding region runs from base 63 to 1016 and encodes 317 amino acids. The record is from RefSeq and is a predicted model, not a curated record.
AUAUAAAUUAUGAACACCCUUUAAUCCAAUCUCUUCAAAUUAAGAUUUUUGCCCUGGAUUUCAUGUGCUUUCUCAAGGUGGCGAACCACGGCGGCGGAAACGGCGGCCGAGAUGACCCGGAGGCUAUGUUUUCGUCUGAGGGGGAGCUAAUGGCAAUGGUGUCGGCUUUGACUCAUGUCAUUUCGGGUGGCGCUGUUCGUGCUUCUGGGGUUGAUUGUUCGUCUCGUGAGGAUGCUCCCGUGACAGUGGCGGUGCCGACGAUGACGGCAACCGGGUGUUCUAGGAAAAGAGAGAGGGAAGAAGAAGGUGGGAUCGUGGAGUUUAGAGCAAUUCAGAGUUAUUCCACGCCCUCUCCUGCAAUUUUAGUAAAAGAGGAGGGAGGUUCAAGUUCAAGCAACCCCAUCCCCGCCGCCACAGCUAUGGCGGCGACAACGACGGCGGAAUUUCCCGGCAAAGAGAUAACAAGAACAAGAUACAGAGGAGUAAGACAGAGGCCAUGGGGAAAAUGGGCUGCCGAAAUUCGUGACCCUCAGAAGGCUGCCCGAGUCUGGCUCGGCACUUUCGACACGGCCGAGGCCGCCGCCCGAGCCUACGACAGCGCCGCCUUGCGCUUCCGUGGUAGCAAAGCUAAGCUCAAUUUCCCUGAAUUCGUCACUACCCUUCCACCGUCUUCGCCACCGACCCCAAAUUUAGUCCUGUCUCCGGUGGUGCGGCCGCCGGUUUUCCCAUUUGAUUCAGACUAUUUGCAGUAUUCUCAUUUGAUUCAGAAUUCCGGCGAGAAUUCCGUCCAGCCGGCGCUGACGUUUGACAGGGUGCUCAGUAAUUCGCCAUUUGUGAAUCCAAAUUCUUUGAUUUCUUCUUCGGGUACUUCUUCUGGUGCUUCGAAUUUUGAUUUGCCGUUUUCUCAGCAGCAGAUUGCAUAUUUCCGGCCGCCGGAAAAUCAGAGCCACGGCGGCGGGGGUUCUUCAAUGCCGCCGCCAACGGAAUUUGGCUAUCGUCCUCCCGCUACCGGUUGACGGUUUGUGAUUGGACAGCUGAAAUCUUUUAGCGGCCACGGGAACUGCCACGCAGAUAUUUAAUAUUUAAAA